Messenger RNA from Aphanomyces invadans, 4160 nucleotides. RefSeq lists its product as hypothetical. Bases 28 to 3603 code for a protein of 1191 amino acids. NCBI's taxonomy places the organism in Eukaryota, Oomycota, Saprolegniomycetes, Saprolegniales, Verrucalvaceae. The transcript is spliced from 13 exons. The record is from RefSeq and is a predicted model, not a curated record.
CUCUCCAAGACGGACCUGCCGCCAACGAUGGCGACGGCGAUAGAGGUUGCAGCGAUGGAAGCAAUCCGAGCUGCAAACGAAUUUGCAUCCUCGGACCACUCAGGUACCAAGUCCCCGACACAACGGCCGCAAACUGCAGUCGGACCACGAGAGCGUCUCGAGAAAGCAACAGCAACCUUCUACCGCAAACACCAUACCGCUGCAGAUGGCGCUGCGACAAUUGCACCAGCUCUGACAGGAAUCUCCCCAGGCGCAGCAUCUCGCUCGUGCCGGACGAUCCAGGCAUGGUUAACUGGCGAAACCCAUGCCGAGUCGCUACGGCACAUGCAAACACAAGUCGACAACGACACGAAAGCGCUAUUGAUCAAGUCUUCUAACGAUGUCGCUCUUCCCUUUGACUUUUCUCAACCUGACCUGCAGUUGCUCCGAGAUGCUUUAAAGGACAGGACGACCAUGUAUCUUCGCGACUUGUACCAAAGUUUCCGCGCUUUCCGCCAAUCGAUCAUGUCGAACUCAUCGCUUUCGCCGCAACUCGACGCCAUGUUUCAAUCAAGUCAUCGAUUUCACGCGCAAGCCGACGUGCUGGCACAGCUCUUUCCAGGCCACUCCUUGGACAAAGGGCGACAGACAGAAGUGGCGUCGCUCUCGAAGCACCACGUCAUGCUGAUGCUCACGCACUGCGAUACGGAUGGAAACAGUUCUGUGGACAUGCAUGUCUUUCUGCACUUGGUUCAAACCGUAGCUGCUUCGCGCGAGACUUUACUGAGCAACGUUUUUCAAGCGAUCGCGCUCCAUGCGGCACUGGACAACAAAAGUGCCAACGCCAGCCAUCCCGACCGUGUCUUGCGCAUCCUAAAACUUGUCUCCAUGGUCCGCGACGUGGAAGCUCUCAAACAAUCGCGUCCCGACACGGGUCCCGUCAUAGCCUGGCUUCAGUCACACACGGCGCCGACAAUGACGCGACUCGCCUGGAUGCAGUUUCAUCGGGUGCAGAGCGAUCGCUUCGACUCGGACGCAGACUUUGUACUGUUCUUGGACAACGUGUGGGGGUUCUUGACCCGUCGCCAUGCAGACAUCGACGACGACGCCAUGGCGCACUACAAAUCCCUUCUGGCUCGACGGGCCGACGUCCUGGCGGCGUCUCAUGCUCUCUGUCGACGUGGCAAACUGUGCGAAACGUUAGCAAAUACCAUUGCAAAAGUGGACAAGAUCAAUCAAGACCUGAUGACACGAGCCAAAACAAUGACGACGGUGGCACUUUCAGGACAUCAGCUCCACACAACAUCGACAGCGGUGGUGGAAAAAGUCGUCCAAACCUUGGCUCACGUCACCGUCGUCACGAUCAUGCCGCUCGCAAGCACCGUCCCCGAAGCAUUUGUGUGUGCCGGCGCUGUGGAGCUCGAUGUUUCCAACGUGGGUUUGACAGCACUCCCCACUUCGCUGGGACGGAUGGUCCACUUGCAUAAACUGUUGGCGUCUCACAAUCAACUCACAACGUUGCCAGCAUCGGCGGCUCACCUCGUCCAUCUGACACAUGUCAACUUGUCGGGAAAUAAAUUGUCCGUCGUACCAGCGGUGAUGGAGCAUUGGAAGGACGUGAACGAGGUCAACUUGGCCGCGAACAACCUCGUCUCUGUCCCCGACAUCUUGUUUCGGCACUGGCCUAAGCUGACCAGCCUCACUCUUCAUGACAACCGACUAGCGGCGCUUCCAGAAGCUCUCGGAACGUGUUGUACAAACCUGUCGGUGCUCUUGUGCCACCGCAACUGCCUCACAUCGCUACCGUCGACCGUGGCGCAGCUCGUCAAGCUGACUGUCGCCACGUGGCAUCACAACCAUCUCGACAACAUCUUCCAGACCACGGAUUCGACCAAGGCGACGUCGCUCCAGCGACUCGAAUCCGUCACGACAUUCACCCUGGCACACAACAGACUGCGACAUGUGCCCGCUGCCGCUGCGUUUACAUCGCUGAAGGUUUUGCGAGUGUGCGAUCUGAGCCACAACGACCUCCACGAUAUCCAGGACGUGGAUUUCUCUACUCUCGUCGCUUGCGUGGAGGUGAACUUGCGCCGGAAUCGCCUCGUGCACUUGCCGUCGUCGAUCUUUCGCAUGGCCAACUUGGUCCACCUCUCGGUGCAGGGGAACGUGUUGGUGGCGCUUCCACAAGAAAUGGCGACCGCGCCAUCUCUCGAGACAGUGCUCGCCCACACGAACCAUAUUGCAAAGCUUCCCACGGUGCUAAACAGGACGCUUCGCCUUCUCGACGUGAGCCACAAUCGCAUCACCACGAUCCCGCUGACGUGGGCGACGUCGUUGAGCCACCGAACUCACGGGGCCACGGGGCCAUUGGUGCUGCAAACCCUGAAGCUAGACGACAAUCCGCUGGAAAAUGACGUGCAACACGUCGUGGACACCCAAGCGUACACUUGUCAUGCGCAUGUGGCACUGACAACGGCGAUUCGAAAGCUCGUCGACUAUGUCCAACGCACAACAACGCAUCGGUCUAAAGCAGACUUUACAACGAACCAACGUGCGAGCACCAACGACCGCAAAACGUACAGCUUGCGAGUUCGGAAAGGCAGAGGAAAAGUUGCCACCGAAUACGUGGACUGGGCAUUUCGAGACGUGGCGACUCGACAGCAGCAGCAGAACGGGGCGACGGUGUCAGCCGUGGUGUUUCGACGAAUUCUUAUGGCGUUGGGGACCCCAUGGACGAGUCUCGAAUGGCAUCACAUCCUGCACGAGUUCCAAUUGACGGGCGCCACUACGACGACGGACGCGCAGGUCGACGUCGAGCGAUUCCUCAAAGCACUGGAAGGCAUCCAGAGCCCCAAGGCGAGCACCAGCUUUGCGGAAGGACUGCUCAUGUGCUUGUUGGACAAGGCGCCAAAAUCCAAGCAGCACCAGCCGCCCCCGGCACCAACGAUGUCGGCUAAAACCUCCCCUCCGGCCACGGCGACAACGGCAGUGACGAUGACUCUCGAGCCCGCCAUAGCCAAAGUGGUCACGCAAACAAAGUCGCUUCCUAGGGCAGAUGGCAAUCCAAAUCAAUCGAGACCACUCACUGCACCACCCGAGGGCAAACAUCAAGUGCUUUGUCCGUCCGUCGCACUGCUGACAACCAAAACAGACGCGGCGGAAGGCCCGAGAAACAAACUGUCCCCACACGAUCGCGUUCGAGUGAAUCAGAGCGUGGUCGACCGGCAGCGACAGCGGUUGCGUGUUUUGGAGCAGCAGCUCGAAGAUUUCUUGGCGAUUCAAACGAGUUCGCAACGACUUUCGGCGCCGAAGAAAAACAUAUCAGAACGCCCCCAAUCUGCAACAGUGGCAUGCUCCUUUCGAGUGUAUUGCAUGACGAGUCGUCGAAGGUUUCACAUCCCGUGGAAGCCCCACAUCAAAUCGGCGAUUGAUCUGAAGUUGGCGAUCGAGUUGGCGGAAGGGAUCCCCACAGCCAACCAAAUUUUGAUCGUGUCCAGUGGCUCCCAACGCGUUCGCCUCCAAGACGACCAGAUUGUCGACAAGCCAACGUCCACGUCAUCUCGUAUCCAGUUGGUCGUGGGGGAGUCCUUGCAGCCCACCCUGCCACGUGAGGGAGGGAGUUGAGACCGACGACGACGCAGGAACUUCGAUCGCCAUGUCCUUGACGAAUUGGAGGAUUUUCCCUUGCUGCGCUUGCAGGGUUUGGAUGAGCACAUGCAUGUCCUUGUUUUGCUCCAGUAGUGCCGCCAACAUGUCUUGGUGGUCACGAUAUUGCUGCACUGGCACGGCGACGAAAGAUGCUGGCGGUAAUGUCGAGAAUGUCGUCGGGUCGAAGUGUAAUCUGCAUGGCGGCGGUGAAGACGCAGCCUGCGAGUGCAUGAGUGGCGUCCGAAACACGCAGCAUGCUGGGUUGUGAAUGUUGUCGGGGUCGGAUGCUAUUGUUGGAUUGAACGUGGUGCCUGCGGCGGGUUGGUUCACUGUUGGGAUGGAUGUGGCCACUGUUGGUGUAUCCAUAGAAGGCGCUGGAGGAGGUGUGGGAGAUGAAGGGCGGAUAGGUUUGUCUUCUUCGUCGCCGACAGAGACUGGACGAAGACCUGUCCGUUGGGGUUCUAAGGCAGGUGGUGGCGGAGGUAGAUCAUCGUCGCCGUCGUCGUCGAUGAGGGCAUCAUCUCGGAAUCCCU